GCAGUUGCCUGUGUAGGUAGUGUCGCUUGUAUCCUUUGCUGCGGUGAAAGAAAUCUUGGAAACUUGAGUUUAGUGUUUCUUUUCACAGAUGAAGGAAACCCUUAUGGACCUAGGGUAUUCCCGAGGGACUCAAUGCUGUAUUGUGAAUAAUGUGUUCGUUUUUAGCAUAAAAAUUAUAUAAAACUAAACUGCCAGUAAGAUUAACACCAUGGAAGUGAUACAUACAUUGGACCGGGACUGUUCAGCCCUGGCUGGAUUGUUCCAAACAGUGGUCAAUGAUAUGAAGGGCAGUGGACCUAUGUGGGAGGACUUCCUGAGCCGCGCCAGCAAGUUGCAUCACGCCCUCAAGUCGACACUGGUGGCGCUCUCGGCCUUCCUCGACGCCUUCCAGAAGAUCGCAGACGCCGCUACAGGAACUCGAGGUAAGCGCACGGUGCAGGGCCAAGGCGCGUGUGUAUGUAGGACGGGAAGUUGUGAGUAUUGAUUCCUAAUACUUAAGCGUUGGUCAGGGCUCCAGAGGGACUUGUUGGAUCGUUAUCAGGUUACGUGAUGAAUGCAUCUUUGAAUGUAUUUUUUUCUGUGCAUAUUAGGGGGCAUGUCAUGGGGUGUUAGGAAGCGAAAGGGGAUUUUGAGAUGAGCGAGUGUAUGGGAAAGGGAGAGUGAUCAGGGGUUGAGAAGAGCAGAGAAAAGAAAAGGCUGAAAGAAUAGAAAACAAAAGAGAAAAGAAACUGUGGGAAAGGAAGGGGGAAGUGAAAGUUAGGGGUGGAGAUAAGAAAAAGGAUGAGAGAAGAGAGGAAAUGAGAGAUAGAGUGAAAUUAGUAUAAAACAGAGUAGAGCAGAGAGGAGAGAAAAGGAGAACGUAGUGGAAGAGAAGAUAGGAAAGAGAA
Messenger RNA from Penaeus monodon (black tiger shrimp), 887 nucleotides. RefSeq names its product protein MTSS 1-like. Gene Ontology annotation, molecular function: actin binding; phospholipid binding. Gene Ontology annotation, biological process: plasma membrane organization; cell projection assembly. NCBI's taxonomy places the organism in Eukaryota, Metazoa, Arthropoda, Malacostraca, Decapoda, Penaeidae. The record is from RefSeq and is a predicted model, not a curated record. Gene Ontology annotation, cellular component: actin cytoskeleton; cytoplasmic side of plasma membrane. The coding region runs from base 209 to 484 and encodes 91 amino acids. The transcript has 4 exons.